Molecule: messenger RNA, 2000 nt
Organism: Python bivittatus (Burmese python)
Lineage: Eukaryota; Metazoa; Chordata; Lepidosauria; Squamata; Pythonidae
Source: RefSeq, a predicted model, not a curated record
UGGAAGUGGCCGCUGCUGUUCAUCCAAGUGAGACGGAUUUCACAUGUUUAAGACCUCCGAAGUGGAAGACCCCCUGGUAUAAAAGAUGGAGUUUAAGGAAGUGAGCUCCCCUCUUCCGUGGGACUGUGAAAGAUUUAAUGAAGCUGUUUUUGUGAGGACUGGAAAUGGAGACUACUGAGAAGGCAAGAAAUAACUACCACACAAUGGAGCAAAUGCCGAAAGAAGAAACAUCGCAGUUGAUUCCAGGACUUAAUCCUGAAGGUUUCUCAAAAGAGGAUGAAGAUUUCCUUUCUGGACUGAAUCCAGAAGAGAAAGAAUGCCUGGAGUACUUGCUUCAGACAAUCAACACCUUGGAUAAGGAAAUCCUAGAAGAUGAUGAGUGGAGUCAUGAGAAAAUGGAAGAAUCUCUAGGUUCUCAGGACCAAUGCCAACAUAGUGUCAUCUGCAGCACGCAACAACAAAGUAAAUUUGGGGAGACUGCUCCGCUGAAACCUGGUCCUUGCCCAGCAGUUUCUAAAAGUAAAAUGAUCAAGUCCCUUUCGGAGGAAUCUGAUGAAAUCGCUUUGAGGAGAAGGUCUGACCUUUAUUGUCAAGCCAGACAUACUCCUAGAUCAGCCAACUCUCACCCCACCCGCUUGAAGAAGUUUGACACAAUACUGAAGUCAGGAGUCAAUGUUCAAGAACUCCGCUCGCGUUUCCUGCUCCAACUUGGCAGUUCUGCUCCUGUCAAGGAACCAGCGAAGGAUGCUGUAAGAGUAAUAAAGCCUGCAGGACUUUUGUCCAACGCUCAAAGGUCUGCUCGGGAUGAAGCACUGCAGAAGCUGGGCUUUCUUCAGAGAAACACACCUUUUCUGAAUGCAGAUCAACACACCCAGUUCCCAUGUGCUGAAAGGCCAAACAAAGAAGCAACUGCACGUUCCACCUACAUCAUUAAGAAGUCUCCAUAACAGUUGUUCCUGUCCGGGAAGAGAUGCUUUCUCAAGCCAGCUGAAGGCCAAGCAAUGUUAGAAGAACAUCUCUUCUGAUACAGUAUUGAACAAAACAAUCCUUUUUGAUGUACCAAAUUACUUUCUGCAAAAUACUAUUGGAACAGAAUAUGGAACCUGCAGCAUACGGUUUAUGACAACGUAUUUAACAGUGUCUCUUGCCUUUUCUGCAAAGAGCAUCUUGUUGGUACAGUAGUUAGUUGAGAUGCAUUCUGUGGGCUUUUGAUUCCAUUCCUAGACCUCAUAAUAUUGCUUCCUGAAUCCCUGGAGCAACAAAAGAAAAAUUAUUUUGUGAAAAUGGAGACCGCUUCCUUCAGACUAGACCUGGUGCCUUUACUUAUCGGAAUAUAAGAUCAAAGCAUUUGCACCCAAGGACACAGAGUGCUUUCAGACGUAGCUUUUAAUCAUGCAAUCUCCUGGUCUCAUUUCUAGAAUUUUAUGGAGGGCCCAGACCAUAUUGUCUAACUCAUCAUUUCCCAUGGUUUGCUAGUGCUACUUCCAACCUUUUCCUUUCUACAGAUUGUGGGAGAGGGAACCCAGAACAAUGCAUUGCUGGGAACCCUUUAACUACCCAAGAGCAGUUCUUUUCUGAAUAUUAUAUUUGGCUUGUGUGAGUCUCUGGCACAAAUUAGAACAUAAGUAUCCUUUUACAGCAGAGAGUGGGAGGAAUGAAAAGUGCAUGUCUGCCAGGUUUCAUUAAAUACAUAUACAGAUAUUUACAUGAGUACAUACACAUAUUAACCUCUCUAAUAAAGACUGGCACGUUUGCUUCAUAAGGGAUCUAUAUAUUCUAACUGGUGCUACAACCAGCUGCUGUUUUCAGUAGGAAGCAAUGUCUUUUUUUUUUUUAAAGAAAUCUAGUACAUAUAGGGUUUUAUUUACUUACUAUCUUUCUAUAUUUUUAAACUCUCCAAAAUAGCAAAAAGGGAACUUCAGUCAAAAACAUAAACAUGUAUGAAAGGUAUCACAUAUUAAUCUUAUGCUAAUAAUAGCAUCACUUCUAGAAACUUUCUA